AUGAGAACGCAGCUGGCCUCGGCUCUGCAGACCCGGCAUAUUUCGAACGCUCGACCAGCUCUUUCCAAGGCCAAAUUCGAUUGGGAAAACCCUCUCAGAUUAGAUACCUUAUUGACUGAAGACGAGAUUGCUAUUUCUCAGGUCGCUCAUGAAUAUUGUCAGGAAAAGCUAUAUCCAAGGGUCUUAGAAGGAUACCGGACGGAAAUCUUCGACAAGACGCUCAUGCGUGAAAUGGGUGAAUUGGGCCUUCUCGGUGCUACUAUUGAUGGCUAUGGAUGUUCAGGUGUUUCAUCGGUAGCAUAUGGACUAAUUGCUCGAGAAGUAGAAAAAGUAGACUCAGGCUAUCGUUCGGCCAUGUCUGUCCAGUCGUCACUUGUAAUGCACCCAAUUGACGUUUUCGGUACUCAAGAACAAAAAGACAGAUUCCUUCCUAAACUUGCUACUGGUGAAUUGAUUGGAUGUUUCGGUCUUACUGAACCUAACCAUGGCUCGGAUCCUGCUUCUAUGGAGACCACUGCUAGACCCCAUCCUACUAAGAAGGGUGUUUAUCUCCUUAAUGGAGCCAAGAACUGGAUCACCAAUUCUCCAAUUGCCGAUAUUGCAAUCAUUUGGGCCAAGCUGAACGGUGAAAUCCGAGGUUUCAUUGUCGAGCGUGAUAAUGUUGGCAAUGGUUCGUUUGCUACUCCUGCUAUCAAGAACAAGACGGCUCUCCGUGCCAGUAUUACUGGUAUGGUUCAAAUGGAUGAUGUCGAGGUUCCUGAAGAGAAUCUUUUCCCCGAUAUCAAGGGUCUCAAGGGACCGUUCACUUGUCUUAAUAGCGCUCGGUACGGAAUCUCGUGGGGUGCCAUUGGUGCUCUUGAAGAAGCACUCAAACUGGCGCGAAACUACGCUCUGGAACGCAAACAGUUCAACAAACCACUUGCUAGCUUCCAAUUAGUUCAAAAAAAACUCGCCGAGGCGCUCACUGAUGCUGCUUACGGACUCACAAACUGUGUUCAAGUCGGCCGUCUCAAGGACCAGGGUCUAGCGACCCCCGAAAUGAUCAGUAUGAUCAAGCGACGCAACUGUGACGUCGCUCUCAAAAACGCCAGAACGUAA
Messenger RNA from Sugiyamaella lignohabitans, 1098 nucleotides. RefSeq lists its product as uncharacterized. Bases 1 to 1098 code for a protein of 365 amino acids. Gene Ontology annotation, cellular component: mitochondrial inner membrane. Gene Ontology annotation, molecular function: fatty-acyl-CoA binding; glutaryl-CoA dehydrogenase activity; flavin adenine dinucleotide binding. NCBI's taxonomy places the organism in Eukaryota, Fungi, Ascomycota, Dipodascomycetes, Dipodascales, Trichomonascaceae. The transcript has a single exon. Gene Ontology annotation, biological process: fatty-acyl-CoA biosynthetic process; fatty acid beta-oxidation using acyl-CoA dehydrogenase. The record is from RefSeq and is a predicted model, not a curated record.